Callorhinus ursinus (northern fur seal) is the source of this 3245-nucleotide messenger RNA. NCBI's taxonomy places the organism in Eukaryota, Metazoa, Chordata, Mammalia, Carnivora, Otariidae. The record is from RefSeq and is a predicted model, not a curated record.
CAAAAGAGGGAGCUCUGGGAUGUGAAGGGAAAGGAGACAGUAGCCAUCCACCCAGCUGUGAUUUCUCCAUGAAUCUCUUCUGACAAAGAAAUCUAGAGGAGAAGGUGAAAGAAGAAGAAAUGGCCAGUUCUCAGGGACUGCUGACAUUCAGGGAUGUGGCCAUAGAGUUCUCCCAGGAGGAGUGGGGAUGCCUGAACCACACUCAGCGGGAACUGUACAGGGAUGUGAUGUUAGAGAACUACGGACACCUCCUCUUCCUGGGUCUUAUUGUGUGGAAGCCAGACCUGGUCAUCUUUUUGGAGCAAGAGAAGCAGCUCUGGGAUGUGAAGAGAAAGGAGACAGUAGCCUUCCAUCCAGCUGUAUCUUCAAAUGGCACCCAGAAUUUCCUGCCAAAGCUGUGCAUAGAAGCUUCUUUCCAAAACGUGGCAGUGGGUAGAUAUAAGCAUAGUGCCCUUGAGGAUUUACACUUAAUGAUAGACUGGAAAAAUGAUGGGGAGAGUAAAGGGCAUGAAAGAUAUCAUGAAGGACAUAUCCAAACUGAGACAACUGUCCAUAAUAUGAAUCUCACUGCCCAAAAUGAUGAAGGAUAUAAAACGCUUUGGAAAACAUCCCUUCUUAAUCCUGCUUCUUCUGCAAAGCAGUUUGUGUCUGUAAGCAAGGGCUUAAAUCAAAUGGUCAAACAUACAUAUCUGGAGAACGAAAAUUUGGAAAAUCUGGAAAGUUAUCUAGUUCAUGCUGAAAAUAAUUAUUUGAACCAUUUUGAAAGUAGGAUUGGAUUGACAUUUGAGUCAAAUAUUUCUGAAAAUCAGAGAUUUAAAAAUGAAGAACAAAGUGCUAUGUGGGAUCCAUUUGAGAGGUCCUUCACCGGGGAGUUGACUCUACAAAAUUACCAGAACAUAUUCAAUGAAAACAGAAUUGCUCAAUGUAGCGAAUCUGCAAGAAAAUUUAACCAGUGUUCAAAUGUUUAUAAACCUGUGAGGACUCAUUUCCCAGAGAACCAUUUUAAUUUUGAUAAAUUUGAGGAAGUGUUUUAUCAAAGCUCCAACCUUAUUAUAUAUAAGAGUAUCCCUUUGGGAGAGAAUCCUUAUAAAUAUAAUGAAUAUGGGAAAUCCGUUAACCAGUCCUCCAAUGUUGGUGAUUAUCAGAGAAUUCACAUGGAAAAAAACUCAUACAGAUGUAAUAAACCUGGGAACAUGUUUAGCCAAGCAUCAGGACUAAACAUACAUAACACAGUCGCUACUGGACAGAAAACUUAUAUUUGUGAAGAAUGUGGCAAAGCCUUUGACUGGCACUCAACACUAUCUCAACAUCAACCAAUGCAUAUUGGAGAGAAACCUUACCAAUGUAAAGAAUGUGGCAAGUCCUUUAACCAGCUCUCAAUGCUUACUCGACAUCAAAGAAUUCAUACUGGAGAGAAACCUUACCAAUGUGAAGAAUGUGGCAAGGCCUUUAACCAGCACUCAAACCUUACUCAGCAUCACAGAAUUCAUACUGGAGAGAAACCAUACAAAUGUAAAGAAUGUGGCCAGGCCUUUAACCAUCACUCAAGCCUUACUCAACAUCACAGAAUUCACAGUGGUGAAAAACCUUACAUAUGUAAAGAAUGUGGCAAGGCCUUUAACCUGCAUUCAAACCUUACUCAACAUCACAGAAUUCAUACUGGAGAGAAACCUUACAUAUGUAAAGAAUGUGGCAAGGCCUUUAACCGGCACUCAUACCUUAUUCGACAUCACAGAAUUCAUACUGGAGAGAGACCUUACCAAUGUAAAGAAUGUGGCAAGGCCUUUAACCAGCACUCAAAGCUUACUGAACAUCACAGAAUUCAUACUGGAGAGAGACCUUUCGUAUGCAAAGAAUGUGGAAAGGCCUUUAACCGGCACUCACACCUGACUCGACAUCACAGAAUUCAUACUGGAGAGAGACCUUACAUAUGUAAGGAAUGUGGCCAUGCCUUUAUCCAGCACUCACACCUGCGUCAACAUCACAGAACUCAUACUUGAUGAUGGAAACCUUACCUAAGUAAAGAAUGUGGGAAAGCCUUUAAUCACUGUUCAACCUUUACUCAUUACCACAGAAUUCAUAGUGGAACAAACAUUACAAAUGUAAAAGAAUGUGAGAAAACAUUUAAAGACUACUCACCCCUUACUCCACAUCAGAGAAUUCAUAGUGGAGAGGAACCAUAAAAUUGUUAAGAAUGUGGCAAGGCCUUUAAGCAAUGUUAAACCCUGAUUCCUGAUCAGAGAAUGUAUGCUGGAGUGGAUUUUGCAAAUACAAAGAAUUUGGCAUGGUCUUUCAUAAGAGGUCAGGCCUCAUUCAACAUCACAGAAUUCAUACGGGGGAAAAAGUUAUAAAUGUAAAGAACAUGGGGAAACUUUUAAACUGCUCAACCCUUGUCUGUAUCUCAGAGUUUAUACCGAGGAGAAAGAGUGGUCGCUUCGGCAGCACGUAUGCUGAGGAGAAAGAUUAUAAUAUAAGGAGUGUCGCAAGCCUCUAGCUGGAAUUCACAAAUUGCUCAACAUCAUAAUUAUCAUACAGGAUAGAAACUGUUAAAUUCAGACAAAGUUGCAGUGCCUUUAACUGGAAUUCAGUCACUCAGUAUUCCAAAAUGCAUCCUAGAUUCAAACCCUAGAAACAUAAUGAAUGAGGAAAGACCUUCAUUUUAAAUAUUCACUGUAGCAAACACCAGAGAAUACAUAAAUGAAAGCAACUUGAAAGAUGUAAAUAUUUAGAAAUGUAUGUAAGUGAACAUCGAAUGUCAAUAAAUAUCACAGAAAUCAAGUAGAAGGCAGUAUAGGAAUUAAUCUAUUCAGAUGUUACAUAAAAAUAUUCCUUAUAAGGAAUAAUAUAAAGUUAAACACUUAGUGUAUGUGCUAUUAUGCUUCAAAGGUUUAAGUGGAUGGAUUUUUACAUUAGUAUAAUUAAUUUCAGUAUGUGCUUUUUUUUUCAUUUGUCCUAUCUGGGAUUUGUGACUAGCAAAUAUUAAUGUAUUUGUACUCUCAAAUCAUUUCAUGAAAUUCAUUUAUUCCUAGUGCGUGUGUUGCUGUAUCAAAGAUAUGAGAUGCCCUUCUUCAUUUGUUGGGACUCACAUAUCUAAUUGUCCAUGGAAGAAGAAGUACAAUAUAAUAUACAAUAUAUGAAGAAAAUCUAAAUGGAGAUGAUGUUUGCGGUUAUAACAUUAAUGUCAAUUAUCAUGAAAGAGGUGUUCAGAAAAACAUUCUUUUAAUAAAGCUAAAGAACUUCCUGGA